Messenger RNA from Melopsittacus undulatus (budgerigar), 2031 nucleotides. RefSeq names its product fermitin family homolog 3-like. Gene Ontology annotation, biological process: integrin-mediated signaling pathway; platelet aggregation; regulation of cell-cell adhesion mediated by integrin. Gene Ontology annotation, molecular function: integrin binding. The record is from RefSeq and is a predicted model, not a curated record. NCBI's taxonomy places the organism in Eukaryota, Metazoa, Chordata, Aves, Psittaciformes, Psittaculidae. Gene Ontology annotation, cellular component: cell-substrate junction. The transcript is spliced from 13 exons. The coding region runs from base 31 to 2031 and encodes 666 amino acids.
AUAGGGCUCAGUGGGGCAGAAGACCCAACCAUGGCGGGGCUGAAGACGGCGACCGGUGAGGCCAUCGAUGGCUCCUUUGAGCUGCAGGUGGAUGUGGACAUGGAUGAGGACGAUGCUAUGGGGCAGCCCUGCCCCAUAGAGCCCCCCGGCCCCACAGCGGUGACCCCCAGCCCCACAGCGACCUCCCGCACCCUCUCCCUCCGUGUCACCGGAGACCUCCACAUCGGUGGCCUCAUGCUCCUCAUUGUGGAAACCAUUGGCGUGCCACGUGACUGGUCCGACCACGCCCUCUGGUGGCCGCAGCGCCGCCAUUGGCUGCUCCGCUCCUCGCGCUCAUUGGACGCGCUGGGGGUGGGCGGGGCCUCGCGGCUCCGCUUCACGCGCCAGCACCGCCCCCUGCGCCUGCGCAUGCCCCACGGCCGCCGCCUGCGCAUGCGCCUCAGCUUCGCGCGCGCCCUGCCCCACGCCGUGGCCGAGGCGUGCGGGGUCCUGGGGAUCCGCCACCCCGAGGAGCUGUCCCUGCUGCGCCCCCCCGAGGAGGAGGAGGGGGGAGGGGGUGACCCCCCCGUGACCCCUGACUUUGACCUGACCCACAUCUGCCCCCCCCAAGGUGAGGAGGGGCCAUGGCAGGAGCCCCCCCCCCACCUGCCCCUCGAGUGCUACCGGAUGCUCGUGGCCCCCCGGGGGGGGUUGGCCCCGGUCCCCCCCCCCCGACCCCCCCGUGGGAACCCCCUGCUGAGGCGAACCCGUCUGCACUCACGGUGGUUGGACUCGUCGCGCUCGCUGCUGGAGCAGGACGUGGCUGACGAUGAGGAGCUGGUGCUGAGCUUCAAGUACCACUGCUUCAUGGAGCUGGAGCCCCGGGGGGCGCUGCGGGUCGCGCUGCUGUACGAGCAGGCGCGCUGGGCUCUGCUGCGGGAGGAGAUCGACUGCACCGAGGAGGAGAUGCUGCUGUUUGCAGCGCUGCAGUACCAGAUCGAUGAGGUGGGGGCUGGGGCAGAGCCGGGGGGGGCCGGGGGGGGCCAGGACCUCGAUGACCUGGAUGCUGCCCUGAACAACCUGGAGGUGAAACUGGGGGGGGAGCCUGAGCCCCCAGUGCCACUGGAGGAGCUCGCUGCUGUCCCGGAGCUGAGUGAGGAGCUGGAGGUUUACAGGCCGCGGCGUUUGACCCUGAGGGGCUUCCGUCCGGUCCAUGCUGUGCUCAAGGACACGGUCCUGGUUCUGGGGCGCAGCCCCCCCGGGGGGGGGGAGCCCCCCCUGAGCCUCAACCUGCGCGGCUGUGAGGUCACCCCCGACGUGGAUGUUGUUGGUCGCCGGUUCUGCCUGAAGCUGCUGGUGCCAACACCCGAGGGCAUGAGCGAACUGCACCUGCGCUGCCGAGACGCCCUGCAGUACUCCCGCUGGGUGACCGGAUGCCGCCUGUCCGCCAGGGGGCGCUCUCUGUCCGACCCCUCCUUUGCGGCCGAGGCUCGGGCGGUGCAGGCGCUGCUGGGGCUGCCCCCGAGCGGCCACGCCCACAGCGAGGCCCCCCCCGCCCCAACGAGGACCCCCCCGGACCCACGUGUGCUGCUCCCCCCACGGAUGCAGCGGAAGGGGAAAGUCAAACAGCUCGUGCCCCGCAUCCUCGAGGUCCUCCACCGGGUGGGGGCGCUGUCCCCGGCGCAGGCGCGGCUCCGCUUCCUGCAGGCCUGGAAGGCUCUGCCAGGCUUCGGGCUGGCUUACUUCCUUGUCAGGUUCCAGGGCAGCCGCCGGGAUGAGAUCCUCGGGGUUGGUCCCUCCCGGAUCCUGCGGAUGGAGCCGAGCACGGGAGCAGUGAUCCGAGCAUGGAGGUACAGCAGCCUCCGGAGGUGGAACGUGAACUGGGACAGCAGACAGGUAAUGGGGACUGGGAAUGGGAACUGGGAACUGGGACAGCAGACAGGUAAUGGGGACUGGGAACUGGGAACUGGGAAUGGGAACUGGGAACUGGGAACGGGAACUGGGAACAGGAACUGGGAACUGGCAACGGGAACUGGGAACGGGGCGGAGUGA